AUGUCGAUGGAAAGUGCUCUAAACCACACCCGUCUGUUCGACGUCUCCCAAUCCGGCGUCGUAUCGCUUGUUUCCACCGCAAAGGACUUUUGGAUGUCGCUUUCGUGGUGGCAAAUCGUAGUCUCGGCCAUCGUCACCAUCUUGACCUAUGAUCAGGUGAUGUACCAGAUCCGGAAAGGCUCUAUUGCCGGUCCCAAGUUCAAGGUGUGGCCCAUCAUUGGUCCAUUUCUCGAGAGUUUGGACCCCAAGUUCGAGGAGUACCUCAGCAAAUGGAACUCGGGCCCCUUGUCGUGUGUAUCUAUUUUCCACAAGUUUGUAGUCAUCGCCUCCACCAGAGAUCUUGCCAGAAAGAUCUUGUCUUCGCCAAGAUACGUCAAGCCAUGUGUGGUGGAUGUGGCCAUCAAGAUCCUUAGACCCACCAACUGGGUGUUCAAGGAUGGUAAGGAGCACGUGGACUACCGUCGUUCGUUGAACGGUUUGUUCACGCCUAAAGCGCUCGAGAUCUACUUGCCUGUUCUUGAGAAGUACAUGGACAUCUACUUGGAGCGUUUCUGCGCGUACGAGGGUCCAAGAGAGUUUUUCCCCGAGUUCAGAGAGUUGUUGUGUGCCUUGUCGUUGAGAACCUUCUGUGGUGACUACAUUUCCGAUGAGCAAAUCAAGCUUAUCGCUGAUAACUACUACAAGAUCACUGCCGCCAUGGAGCUCGUCAACUUCCCAAUUAUUAUUCCUUACACCAAGACUUGGUACGGUAAGAAGAUUGCCGACGAGACCAUGAACAUUUUCGCUGACUGCUCGGCCAAGGCCAAGAAAUACAUCAACGAGGAGAACGGCGAGCCAACCUGUACUAUGGACGAGUGGAUCUACUUGAUGAAGCAGGCUAGAGACAACAAGGCCGAGGACCCUAGCUCCAAGUUGUUGAUCAGAGAGUUCACCGACAAGGAGAUCUCCGAGACCAUUUUCACGUUCUUGUUCGCCUCGCAAGAUGCCUCUUCCUCUUUGGCCUGUUGGUUGUUCCAGAUCGUUGCUGACAGACCAGACGUUGCUGAGAAGAUCCGUGCCGAGCAAAUGGCCGUCAGAUCUUCUCCAGACGAGCCUUUGACCCUUGAGUUGAUCAACAAGAUGACCUACACCAACUGCGUUGUGCAAGAGUCUUUGCGUUACAGACCUCCCGUCUUGAUGGUGCCAUACUUGGUCAAGGAGCCUUUCCCUGUCACUGAGGACUACACUGCUCCAAAGGGCGCCAUGCUUAUUCCUACUUUGUACCCUGCCUUGCACGACCCCGAGGUUUACCCUGAGCCUGACACUUUCAACCCAGACAGAUGGUUGAACCCUACUGGUGACAUGAACAAGCGCAGUUGGUUGGUUUUCGGUACCGGUCCCCAUGUUUGUCUCGGUAAAGUCUACGUCAUGAUGUUGUUCACCGGUAUGUUGGGUAAGUACGUCAUGAACUCUGACAUGACUCAUCACAAGACCGAGUUGUCCGAGAAAAUCAAGGUCUUUGCCACCAUUUUCCCUAAGGAUGACUUGAUCAUGGAGUGGAACAAGAGAGACCCUCUUGCUGCCUCCGCAUGA
Australozyma saopauloensis is the source of this 1572-nucleotide messenger RNA. It is a transcript of the gene ERG5, whose product is annotated as C-22 sterol desaturase. The record is from RefSeq and is a predicted model, not a curated record. Bases 1 to 1572 code for a protein of 523 amino acids. NCBI's taxonomy places the organism in Eukaryota, Fungi, Ascomycota, Pichiomycetes, Serinales, Metschnikowiaceae. Gene Ontology annotation, molecular function: heme binding; iron ion binding; monooxygenase activity. The transcript has a single exon. Gene Ontology annotation, biological process: sterol metabolic process.